Messenger RNA from Drosophila kikkawai, 1808 nucleotides. RefSeq names its product solute carrier family 22 member 3-like. Gene Ontology annotation, molecular function: transmembrane transporter activity. Gene Ontology annotation, cellular component: membrane. NCBI's taxonomy places the organism in Eukaryota, Metazoa, Arthropoda, Insecta, Diptera, Drosophilidae. Gene Ontology annotation, biological process: transmembrane transport. The record is from RefSeq and is a predicted model, not a curated record.
UAGCAGCAGCAGCGCCAGCAGCAUGUCCAAACUGCAGCGCACCCUGGACGUAGUUCCCGAGAAGUCAGAGACCGAGCCCGAGGCCGUAAGCCUGCCUUCGUUCACAGAGGGCUGCCAGCUGGACGCCAUCAUUGUGCAAAUUGGACAGUUUGGUCGCUUCCAGAUCACCAAUUAUUUGCUGCUCUGCCUGCCCAUCAUCUGCAAUGCCUUUUAUUCAAUUUCCUACGUGUUCACCGCCAGCGAAGUGGCUUACAGAUGCAACAUCACCCAGUGCGACACUCUAGGGAGCAGCUACGAGGAACCCUUCCUCAACUUCACUACCCCACAACGCCACGGGGGUUGGGCUCAUUGCGAACACUAUGCCUUCCGACCUGAUAUGGGGGCUGUUCUGGGUCUGUAUCUGGGGGCAGAUCCCUGCCACAAUAGCAGCUUCGAUAAGGGUCAACGGGUCAGCUGCGAGUCGGGCUAUAUACUUAGAAAAGACGAAAAAACCAUAGCCAGCGAGUUUGGAAUCUUUUGCGGCGAAAAGUGGAAGCUGUCUAUGGUGGGUACUGUGAACAAUAUCGGACAGUUUGUGGGCAUUCCCUUGGGCGGUUACCUGGCCGAUAGAUAUGGUCGCAAAUCAAUACUGGUUGUGUCGGGCGUCCUGAGCUCCUUCGCCGGACUGGCCCGCUCCCAUGCUCCCGAGUACUACAGCUUUCUCAGUCUAGAAUUCCUUGACAUGGCCGUAGGCAGCACGCUCUUCCCCACCGCCUUCCUGCUGGCCGUGGAGCUGGUGGGCCCCAAGCACCGAGUGGUGGCCGCCACUAUGAUAAGUUUGACUUACGGUCUGGCGGAGGCAUCCAUGGGCUACCUGGCCGACUACCUGCGUGACUGGCGGGUGUUUCUCAGAGUGCUCUAUGCACCGGCUUUGCUGCACUUGCUCUUCAUAUGCCUGCUGCCAGAGAGCGUGCGCUGGCAGCUUACCCAAUCCAAUGAGUUGGAAGCGAAGGCCACGCUGCGAAAGGUGGCCCAGGUGAAUCGUAAGGAGCUGCCGGAGCGGCAGCUGAGUGAGCUGAUCCGGUGCAAUCGCAAGCUCGUAGACGGAGAACAGGCCCCCGGAGGUCAUUACACAGCUGGGCAGAUCAGUCGGGCGCUUGGAGGUCGGAUUGCUCUGUGCUGCUUUGUGUGGUUCACCCACACCCUCGUCGCCCUGGGAUUGAGUAUUCACUCGGGCGAGUUGAACGGCAGCAAAUUUGAGAACUUUAGCAUGACGGGAUUCAUGCAGGUGCCAGGCGUCCUGCUGGGCACCGCCCUGAUGCACUGGGUUGGACGCCGAUGGGCGCUCACCUCCUGUCAAUUCACCUGCGCCACCCUGAUUCUGGCAGUGGCGGCCACGAAUGAAGAUUAUCCCCUGAUCUCCUCAAUACUGUUCUUUCUGGCCAAGAUGAUCUCCACGGGCAGCUUCAUGAUCGUGUACUUUUUCACCUCCGAGAUCUUUCCCACAAACUGCAGGAACAGCCUGCUCUCCUUCUGCUCCUGCAUGGGUCGCUUUGGCUCCAUGCUGGCCCCCCAAACAAUUCUCCUGAUUGCAUACUAUGAGUAUGCUCCGCACUUGCUUUUCGCCCUGUUUGGAUUCACCUGCUCGGGCCUUUCACUCUUCUUCCCGGAGACCACCAACAAGGUGCUGCCCACCACUCUGGAAGAGGCACGAGGUCUGGACAGGAGCAUGCCCGGGGCUAAAGCGAAAAGUGAAGAGAAAAGUACUGCGUAAUCUAAAUUAAUCUAGAGUAUCGGAAAUCAGAAAAAUCGGAGCUUGUGACUUUCGA